Messenger RNA from Telopea speciosissima, 959 nucleotides. Its product is annotated as CBS domain-containing protein CBSX3, mitochondrial. NCBI's taxonomy places the organism in Eukaryota, Viridiplantae, Streptophyta, Magnoliopsida, Proteales, Proteaceae. The transcript has 8 exons. Bases 94 to 711 code for a protein of 205 amino acids. The record is from RefSeq and is a predicted model, not a curated record.
CUGUUUACUUAACGUUAUCGUGGCGUUGGCCUUUGAUUUUUCAGUAGCGGAGAAGAGCUCUAACUCUGUUGCAGUAUUUCUUUAGCAGGUAAGAUGCAAGGAACUAUUCAUGCAAUUCGUUCACAUGGAAACAUUCUCAAACAUUCAAUUCUGCAACGAAUCCGUCUGGUGGAUCCAGUCUUGCGUCCUGCCAUAUUUUCGCGUUUCGAGUCUGUUUCAUCUGCCCGGUUAGAAGAGCAUGGAUUUGAAAGCACCACUAUUUCAGACAUUCUAAAAGCCAAAGGUAAAAGUGCUGAUGGUUCUUGGCUUUGGUGCACCACAGAGGACACUGUUUAUGAUGCUGUGAAAUCGAUGACACAACACAAUGUUGGAGCUUUGGUGGUUGUGAGGCCAGGAGAGCAAAAGUCGAUUGCUGGCAUUAUCACAGAGAGAGACUAUCUUAGGAAGAUCAUCGUACAGGGAAGAUCAUCCAAGUCAACUAAGGUUGGAGACAUUAUGACUGAAGAGAAUAAGCUCAUCACAGUGACACCAGAUACCAAAGUUCUGCGAGCAAUGCAACUAAUGACAGAUAACCGUAUUCGGCAUAUUCCUGUUAUCAAUGACAAGGAGAUGAUGGGCAUGGUGUCCAUUGGAGAUGUUGUGCGAGCUGUGGUGAGUGAGCACAGGGAGGAGUUGGAUCGCCUUAAUGCAUAUAUACAGGGGGGUUAUUAGAUUGGGAAUGCUGGUAGAUGGGGAUGAUGGUUCCUGAGUUCAAACACUGAAAUGAUUGUAAAUAGGGUUGUGUGCAUCUCCUGGUACUGUUUUAUCUACCACCAUCUAGUUUAUAUGUGAUGGUGAUGAAUAAGCUACUUUUAACAUAAUAAGAAUGACGACCCUUGUGGUGUUGUAUCCUCGGUUUCCAUAAUAAUUUGCUUGAUGAAACGUACGAGAUGAUAGAUAUCGAGGUUGCUUUGAAUCCA